Messenger RNA from Alnus glutinosa, 1205 nucleotides. RefSeq lists its product as uncharacterized. Gene Ontology annotation, cellular component: eukaryotic translation initiation factor 3 complex; cytoplasm. Gene Ontology annotation, molecular function: translation initiation factor activity. The transcript is spliced from 8 exons. Bases 300 to 968 code for a protein of 222 amino acids. The record is from RefSeq and is a predicted model, not a curated record. Lineage: Eukaryota; Viridiplantae; Streptophyta; Magnoliopsida; Fagales; Betulaceae.
UUUUUUUUAAAAAAAAAGCCUCAAUUACCAUACCAUUAUCACACAAGCCACCCCCUUCCUCUUCGUCUUCUCCCUUCUCUCGCGCACACCUUAAAUGAAAUUAGGGCUUUUCGGUUGUCAACUCGGAGUAGUCGUGCCCCACAACACCCGAUUCUCGUUGCAGGAUUAUAGAGCGUACCGAGAACGUAAAAAGAAGCAUCGGCUGCUGAAACCCGACGCCACAAUUCACCACAACCACCAGUGUCACGCUUUGCUAGAUCAUUUCCAUUUUUCUUCCAUCAACUAAGUGGCACAACUAGAUGGAGGACUGGGAGGAUGAACAAAUUCCAACUCUUCUUCCGAAGGGGCAACCUAAAAAUAAAUGGGAUGAUGAAGAUGUGGAUGACAAUAACGUGAAGGAAUCAUGGGAGGAUGAAGAAGAACCUACACCGGCACCUGAAGCAAAACCUCCAGCUGAAAAGGCCCCAAAGAAACCUGCAGUGAAGGCUACUGUAAAGAAAGUGAAAACUGCUGAAGUAGUAAAGGAAGAGGCAGUAGAUCCUGUAGCUGAGAAACUUCGCCAGCAAAGGCUGGUGGAAGAAGCAGAUUAUAAAUCCACUCAAGAACUGUUUGGUAAAAGAGGUGACGAGAAGACCCUUGAUAAUUUUUUUCCCAAAUCAGAAAGUGACUUCUUGGAAUAUGCAGAGCUCAUUUCACAUAAGCUGCGUCCACAUGAGAAAAGUUACCAUUAUAUUGGUUUACUCAAAGCUGUAAUGAGACUAUCAGUGACUGCUUUGAAAGCAGCAGAUGCAAAAGAUGUUGCAUCUUCUGUCAACGCAAUCGCGAACGAAAAGCUGAAAGUAGAGAAGGAAGCAAAUUCUGGUAAAAAGAAGACAGGCCCUAAGAAAAAGCAGAUCCUGGUGGACAAGGCAGAUGAUGAUUUAGCUGUUGAUGGCUAUGAUGCUCUUGAUGACUAUGAUUUCAUGUGAUUGUUUCACUUCAAGAAAUGGGAUUCAGCAUUAGAAACAUUGAUAUGAGUGCCAUUGCUGUAUUUUGUUGAAUAGGAGAAUGUGAUUCGUGGUUGAAGGGCCACAUAAAUAGUUAUGCAUAGUAAAAUUUGUCAAACAGAAUCAUUAUCGAUGUGUGGGGUAAAUUAUACCUACUUGAACCCUUGGCCGAGUUUGAUAUUUGCUUUAUUGGGUAAAAUUGUUAAUUUUUGAAUGGUA